GUUCCCAUCUGGGUACCAGCUUCCUUCAGCAGCGCAGCCUGUGGGGCCGAGGCAAGGGGAAAGGGAAGCAGUCUGCUUGCCGGAAUUUUGCAGGUCUGCAGGUCUGUUGUUCAGAGAAGUACGCAGGGCUAGAAAAGGCGAGAAAGAAAGUGACCGGAUCAGUAUAGAAGCAGUUUUCUAAGAAGAAUAAGCAGAAAAAAAGAAAGGAAGAGGGAAACGAAGGAAGAGAGACAGUUACAAGAUGAAACCCUGUCAAAAAUUUGAAGAGAAACCAGAAAAUGAGAGUGAACCAAAACUUGAGGAAGAGUCGAAGCCUGAGGAAAAGCCAGAGGAGGAGGAAGAGCCAGAGGAGGAGGAAAAAACAGAAGGAACUUUUAGAGAAAUGUUGAUUCAGUCUCUCCAGGAAUUUAAAGAAGAUAUACACAACAGACAUUUAAGCAAGGAAGAUAUGUUUAGAGAAGUGAAUGAAAUAGAGGAGAUAAGGAGAGUAAGAAACAAACUUAUAGUGAUGCGUUGGAAGGUUAAUCGAAACCAUCCUUACCCCUAUUUAAUGUAGCUUACCUUGAUUUUUAUUUUUUCUGAUGUUAACAUUACUUUCUUUUGAUUUGCAUUUUCCUAAUAUACCUUUGUCCAUCUUUCUACUUUUAACUUUUUGCUAUUAGUGGUUUUAGAUGCAUCUCAUUGUUUGUUUUACUUCAAACCAAUCUACAAGUCUUUGCCUUUUGAUAGGAGAGCUUUACUCAUUUGUAUAAAAAGAGGUUCCUGACAAGAUAUAAAAUGAAAAAAAAGUUACUAAGUAAUAUUUGAAUAUCAUAUUUUUGAAAGGGAAGAGUACAUUUAUAUAUUGCAUAUAUGCAUAGAAGAACAUGUGAAGGAUGAAAGACAAAAAAUACAGUCAAUGGUAGGAUUAUGGGUGAUUUUUUUAUUCAGUUUAUUUGUAUUUUUCCUUAUUCCUAGAAUGU
Molecule: messenger RNA, 962 nt
Organism: Hippopotamus amphibius kiboko
Lineage: Eukaryota; Metazoa; Chordata; Mammalia; Artiodactyla; Hippopotamidae
Gene: TCEAL9
Product: transcription elongation factor A like 9
Exons: 3
Coding region: 242-556 (104 amino acids)
Source: RefSeq, a predicted model, not a curated record